Penicilliopsis zonata CBS 506.65 is the source of this 354-nucleotide messenger RNA. RefSeq lists its product as hypothetical. The transcript is spliced from 2 exons. NCBI's taxonomy places the organism in Eukaryota, Fungi, Ascomycota, Eurotiomycetes, Eurotiales, Aspergillaceae. Bases 1 to 354 code for a protein of 117 amino acids. The record is from RefSeq and is a predicted model, not a curated record.
AUGACAACGACAACGACGGUGACGAUGGAAGAUAUCAAAAACGUCCUAGCAGCUAUCCAGGCAGCCAUAAUCACGCUGUCUGAGUCAUUUUGGGAGUCGUGGGCUACGUUGCUCGCCAUCCUGAGCAUGUGGCUCGUCUUUGGGCUCGCGUGGCAGUGGGAGACGUCGAAGAACCGGUAUGAUUACCACGAGCCCGCCGCCCCCGCCGAUGCUGCCGACAACGCCGCCGCCAACAAGGAGAUCACCGAGGCUAUCAAGACCACUGCCGAUUCCAUCAAGGCCACUGCCGACGCCCUGAAGACCGAACCCCGGCCCGCCGCCUGCCCUGAGGUUUCCUCCUCGGUCGAAAGAUGA